CACAGAGCCCAAGAUGACGUCUCCAAAUGUCUGGUCUGACCAAAAGUCCAAAACCCAAAGAUAUUCAAUAUAUCAUUAUCAAAAUAGUUGCCGAUUUUUUCCUCCUGCAGAUCGACUAAUAGAUUAAUCGACUAAUUGCUUCAGCUCUUUAUCAUAUAGCAAAACCCUAGCUUCAAAUAUGAUGCCAUUAUUUUCAAGACCUGCCUUUGAAACGUUAAAUAGUUUUGCAGGUUUUUUAGACUGAUGAUUGGUCUCUUUUGAACUCUGUCAGAUAAUGGUGGCUUGAAAACUUGUAAAUGAAAACCCACUUUAGCUGAUAAAUGCAAAAAAACAAAAAAGCCUCUGGUCGCUGAAGGGUUAAACGUCAUCUGGUAGUAGGAAGUGGGUGGUAAGAGCUGAGGAUGGAGCGAAGCCUGUGUUGCAACCACAGAUCAUUUUUCACGAUAAAAGCAACGUUACACCAGAGAAGAACAAGGUGAACACAUCAUAUACAUGCGACAGCACCGAGAACGGACAAAUCUGCCAACCAGAGGACGAAAACGUGAAGUUAUCAACCUGCUUUCAGUGGCGGUGUGUGUGUGUGUGUCGUUCACCAGAAGCAACGUAUAGUCACAUUCAUUGAUCUCGCCUUUUUUUAAUGCACAGAAGCUCUGACCGUGUGGAUGUGUCACAUAAUCCAGAUUUGUAGUUGUGUAGCAUUGUGCAUGCACUGGUGCCUUCUCAGCACAUAGACUGUGUUUGAGUGUGGCCGUCUGUGGACUCCUGUAACAUGUAGCGGAUUGCUGCGGCGGAGUGGUUUGCAGACCCACAGAGGAUCGUUGAGAUAAAAGCAUUUAUUUAAGGAUGACAGUUAGUUGAAUUGAUUUCGGCUGUUGUUGGUGCAAUGAGCUAAUUGUAGCCUAGUUUUAAGAUUUAGUUUUGAGCUGUGACUAGCACCGGAUGAUCUCGGGGUGAAGGUGUGUGCAAACUUGUUUGGUUUAUCUAAUCUGUGGUGUGAUAAGCUUCGGGCUGACAGUCUUCGGGGCUGUUCUUCUCUCUCUCUCAGCUGGACUCCAGUUCACGCAGUGCACGCUCGUCUCAGCGUGUAGCCUCUCGCUUAUUCAGCAGUUCACAGAGCAGCCUAGUCAGUAGUGUCUUUCAGUCUCUGCCAGCAAGGGAUGUCGGCUGAGGUCGAGCACAAGAGCGGCACUUUUUUAUACUUUGGUCAUAUUUGAUAGUGUAGUUUUUUUUUUUUUUUUUGGUUGUAACGCGACAGAAGAUAAAGCUUAUAUCUCCGUGUUUCCCGCAUGCUAUUGUUUGCCACACGAACACCAAUUGGUGCUCAGAAAAUGAGCGGAUAUUACCUGCUUUUUGCUGGUGAAUGAUGUUAAAAGCAGCUCCGCCAAGCAUUUCGAUUUAGUAUUGAAUUGACAAGCCACGCGAGAGUGGGGAAACCACAGGAGCCACGAGACCCUCUGACAGGUGUGAACCCGGACACGCGCCAUGGAUGAUUCUGGGAUCAUCCGAAGACGGAGGCUGCAGGAACAACUGAAGAGAGAUGGGGAAUGCGGGAGAGUGAGAGGGGAUGACAUGCAGCAAAGGGCUGCGGGCUGGACUCAAACCCGGACCGCUGCGGCAAGGACUCAGCCCCGCUCCACCAGGGUGCCCCAGGACAGAAAAGAAGGAUCUACCUCUGCCCCGAAAAAGUAGCAGUUGCAGAACCAGUAACCGGAAAAGCCUCAUCCUGACCAGUACGUCCCCCACCUUGCCACGGCCUCACUCUCCACUGCCUGGACACAUAGGAAGCAGUCCGUUAGACAGCCCGCGCAACUUCUCACCAAGCGGACCUGCCCACUUUUCCUUCGCCUCUUCUCGCAGGGCUGAUGGUCGUAGAUGGUCCUUAGCUUCUCUGCCUUCCUCAGGAUAUGGCACCAAUACACCCAGUUCAACGUCAUCCAGCUCAUCCCAGGAACGUCUGCACCAGCUGCCCUUCCAGCCGACCAUGGACGAGUUGCACUUCCUGUCCAAGCACUUUGGGAGCACCGAGAGCAUUACGGACGAUGACGGGGGCCGACGCUCGCCACACGUCCGCCCUCGCUCUCGAAGCCUCAGCCCGGGGCGCUCUCCAUCCUGCUAUGACAAUGAAAUAGUGAUGAUGAACCAUGUCUACAAGGAGCGCUUCCCCAAGGCCACAGCUCAGAUGGAGGAGAGGCUGGCAGAGUUCAUCCACAACUACUCCCCAGAGAGUGUUCUGCCACUGGCCGAUGGGGUCCUCAGCUUCAUCCACCACCAGGUAGCGGAGCUGUCCAGGGACUGCCUGACCAAAUCACGCGAGGGCCUCAUUACGAGCGUCUACUUCUGUGAAUUGCAGGAGAACCUGGAGAAGCUGCUCAAUGACGCUUAUGAGCGCUCAGAGAGUUCGGAGCUCACCUUCGUCAUUGAGCUGGUGAAAAAGCUCUUCAUCAUCAUAUCUCGUCCAGCCAGGCUCCUCGAGUGUUUGGAGUUCAACCCUGAAGAGUUUUACCAUCUGCUGGAGGCAGCGGAGGACCAUGCCAAGCAGGGACAACUGAUGAAGGCAGACAUCCCUCGAUACAUCAUCGGCCAGUUAGGGCUGACCAGAGACCCACUGGAGGAAAUCGUGAGCCUUGACAGCUAUGACAGUGAGGGUCCACAUACUCCAGAGACCGAUGACUCAGCAGAGGGAAAGGGGAGAGCCAUCAAGCCUCCGAGUGAAGAAGAUUUUCAGAGCAUCAAACUUAUCAGCAACGGAGCUUAUGGCGCUGUCUACCUGGUGCGCCACAGGGAGACACGUCAGCGUUUUGCCAUGAAGAAGAUCAACAAGCAGAAUCUGAUCCUAAGGAACCAGAUCGAGCAGGCGUUCGUAGAGAGGGACAUCCUCACCUUCGCAGAGAACCCGUUUGUCGUCUCCAUGUUCUGCUCCUUUGAAACACGGAGACAUCUGUGCAUGGUCAUGGAAUAUGUUGAGGGUGGUGAUUGUGCCACUUUGCUGAAGAACAUUGGGGCUCUGCCUGUGGAGCUGGCGAGGAUGUACUUUGCAGAGACUGUUUUAGCUCUGGAAUACCUGCACAACUAUGGCAUUGUCCAUAGAGACCUCAAACCUGACAAUCUACUGAUCACCUCCAUGGGACACAUCAAGCUCACAGACUUUGGAUUGUCGAAGAUGGGUCUAAUGAGCCUCACCACCAACCUGUAUGAGGGACACAUUGAGAAAGAUGCCAGAGAGUUCCUGGAUAAGCAGGUAUGUGGUACUCCAGAGUACAUCGCUCCAGAGGUGAUUCUUCGUCAGGGUUAUGGAAAACCGGUGGAUUGGUGGGCCAUGGGCAUCAUCCUCUAUGAGUUCCUGGUGGGCUGUGUGCCAUUCUUUGGAGACACUCCGGAGCAGCUGUUUGGACAGGUCAUCACAGAUGAUAUAGUUUGGCCAGAAGGUGAUGACGCCUUGCCUGCAGAUGCACAGGACCUCAUCUCUGCCCUGUUGCAGACCAACCCUCUUGUGAGGUUGGGUACAGGUGGAGCGUUUGAGGUGAAGCAGCACUCGUUCUUCACAGAGCUGGACUGGAACAGUUUGCUGAGACAGAAGGCAGAGUUCAUCCCUCACCUGGAGUCAGAGGAGGACACCAGCUACUUUGAUACCCGCUCGGAUCGUUAUCAUCACAUCAAUACGUACGACGAGGAUGACACCAAUGACGAUGAGCCUGUAGAGAUCAGACAGUUCUCUUCCUGUUCUCCUCGCUUCAGCAAGGUAUACAGCAGCAUGGAGCAUCUGUCUCAGCUGGAGCAGAAAGCUACGACCUCUGUGUCCCGUCGGGAGCACAAGGGCCCACGGGAGGACAAGGUGACCAAGAGAGAGAGCCUGGGCAGCUUCAGCAUGAGAGACAAGAGCUGGAGGACUGGGUCCCCUGAGAUGAAGCGCCUGUCUUGUUCAGAGUCCCUCUACAUGGACGGGGAUGCAAGCCCUCCCCUUGGUGCUCGCCGACGCUUCUCAGCACUGAUGGAUACACAUCGUUUUGCCUCACCCGUAGACGGUGAGCCAGACUUCCUGUCUCGCCAGGUGCCCAUCAAGGUCCGUGGAACCUCACUGGAUGGGACCAGUGUCCCCUCACCGAGUCUCCUGGAGCAGAGGAACAGUCUGAAAGAGAUCAACGGAGCAGACAAAUCGCCUAGACAUGGAGAGACACCGGGAGUUACCAUGGCCAUCACAACAUUAUCCCCAGGUCCUGCAGCAGCCAGUCGUGAUGUGAUGACUCCUCUGUAUGAUCCUCUUGGGCCCCGGGCCACCAAUGACCUGGUCCUCCGCAGGGCGCGCCAUCAGCAUUUAUCUGGUGAUGGAGAGAAACGCAACUCCAGACCCGGAAACAAGGUCAUCAAAUCAGCCUCAGCCACAGCCCUGUCUGUCAUCAUACCAUCAGUGGAGCAGCAUGGCGGCUUUUCUCCGCUGGCCAGCCCCAUGUCUCCCCACUCUUUCUCCUCCAACCCCUCAUCCCGUGACUCUUCACCCAGCAGAGACUUCUGCCCGGCAGUCAGCGUGCUGCGCUCUCCCAUCACCAUCCAUCGCUCUGGAAAGAAGUACGGCUUUACUCUCAGGGCCAUCAGGGUCUACAUUGGAGACAGUGAUAUCUACAGCGUGCAUCACAUUGUUUGGCAUGUGGAGGAUGGCGGGCCCGCCCAGGAAGCUGGCCUGUGUGCCGGGGACCUCAUCACCCACGUCAACGGGGAGCCUGUCCAUGGUCUGGUCCACACUGAAGUGGUAGAGCUCAUCCUCAAGAGUGGAAACAAAGUGACGGUGACAACCACGCCUUUUGAGAACACCUCCAUUAAAGUGGGUCCUGCCCGCAAGGCUAGCUAUAAGUGUAAGAUGGCCCGACGAAACAAGAGGACCAUGGGCAAGGACGGCCAGGACAGUAAGAAACGCAACUCCUUGUUCCGUAAGAUCACAAAGCAGUCCAAUCUACUGCACACCAGCCGCAGCCUCUCCUCUUUGAAUCGCUCCCUGUCCUCCAGUGAGAGUCUUCCUGGCUCCCCAACUCACAGCUUGUCUGCCCGGUCCCCGACUCAGGGCUACCGCUCCACCCCUGAGCCCUCAUUCCUGGGUGCUUCCUCCCAGAGCAGCUCUCCAGCCUCUAGCACUCCAAACUCCCCCGCUCCCUCUCAGCACAUGAGGCCCAGCUCCCUGCACGGCCUCUCCCCUAAACUCCACCGCCAGUAUCGCUCUGCCCGUUGUAAGUCUGCCGGUAACAUCCCCCUGUCCCCGCUGGCCCACACACCCUCCCCUACCCAGUCUUCGCCUCCACCCUUGUCAGGCCACACCGUGGGGAGCUCCAACACCACCCAGUCCUUCCCUGCCAAGCUCCACUCCUCGCCGCCUGUGGUUCGUCCCAGGCCCAAGAGUGCUGAACCCCCUCGAUCACCUCUUCUCAAAAGGGUGCAGUCAGCAGAGAAGCUGGGCUCGCCUCUGACCCAGUCCAGUUCUACCGGAGGCCUGGGGGGUCCGCUGAGGAAGCACAGCCUGGAGGUGCAGCACUCUGAGUACCGUAAGGACGCAUUCCUCUGCGAGCUCGGGCUUCAGAGCCUGCUGGAGACAGAAGGGGAAAAUUUGCCUCCUAAUCCUCCACCCCUGCCCUCAUCCUCUACUACCCCAGAGACUGGUGUCCUGAAGCCUGUGAGGAGACUAGGGAGACAGGAGUCACCGCUUAGCAGGGAAACGCUGCUGGCCGGGAGGGAGAGGGAAGAGAGGGAGAGAGGAAGAGAGAGGGAGAAAGAGAGGGAGACUGAUACAGGCACAGUCCUGGAGAGAUUGAGUCGGGUUGGAGCAACACUAUCCCAGACAUCCAUAACAAGAAGACCUCAUACAAGUGAGCUGCCCUUAAGCUCGCAGGCUGGCCCAAGCUCCAGACCAAGUGCAGAAACCACUAAAGCUACAACUCCUAGCACCACUACCAAAACAACAGGGAGUCUAGGUGGUCAGAGGGGGGCUGAAAAGAGUCCGGCAGACUUAACUCCAAAACAGCAAGACCACAAGGCAACCAAAAGUGUGUUCUCUAAUAGUAAAGAUCCCCAGGAGCAGCUAUGGGGCAGAACAGAACCAAAGCAGGAAGGAAACAACAAGAGUAGGCCUGGUUUACCAGGUGCUGCCUUUACCAAGAGCUCUGCUUCUACUCCAGAUAAAUCCAUCGGCAUCAACGCAACAGUGACAGCAGUUCCUCUGAGCAUGAAUAAAACCUUUAAACCAUCAGGUAUGGGGGACAGCCUGAGAACGGCUGGAGCAGAGAGCAGUGACUCGAGGACUCCAGACCUCGGCUCCAAAAGCCCCAAACUCCCAGCUCGUGUUCUCACUCCCGUCGUCCCCCCACAUGGGCAGCCGCUCUCGUUGGGCAAGGUGAGGCAGGGACUUGGGCCUGUCAACUGCUACCGGGGAACCCUUGACUGGGAGGACAAAUGUCGCCUGGAGGUGGUGGAGGAGCAUUCGCCUUCCCCCUCUCCCUCCCCGACUGCCGUCACCCCCUCCCUCUGCGGACCUUCCCUUUGUAAGUCGCGGCCUGUCUCCCCCGGCGAAAAGACAAGCUUCGUCAGCCAGCUGACCACUGUGGCCAAAAACGUCCUCGGGCCAAUCAAGCUUGGCUCCCAGGAGGGGGCCAAGAGCAAAGACCAGCAGACUAAGGCAGCGGAGGAGAAGCAGGGAGGCACAGCAGGAAAGUCUGAUACUCCUGCUGGAGGUCGAGCGAUUUUUGGGGCUGCAGUGGUGACCCAAAGUCCUGCUGGUUCACCGCUAGAGAAGGCUGCAACAGGUAGCAGCCCGCCCAAAAUGUGACCCCAUGGGGUCCCUAAAUGGGACAUGAGCUAAAAAAAAAAAAAAAGAUGCCUUUUUUGGAAGAACAAUGCAACAGGAGUUACGCACUUAAAAACAAUGUACAUUCCAGUUUCAGAGUAUAUAAAAUGUUAUAUAUUGAUUCCAAUCAUUGACUGAUUCUAACUUAAAACCAGGAGUAAAAUAAUCUACUGUAAAGGUGCAUUAUCUGUUGAUUUUCUAUUAUAAAGUAUUUAAUAAGAAGACUCUUAAUGUAAUGUGGAACACUUUAUCAGAUGUAUAUGUGUGUGGGUCUAUGUGAAUGCAUGACAUAUGGUAUGUACUGUACAUGUAUUAUAGGUACAAGAAGGUCAAAAAGUGCUUUACCGAUCAAAACAUGCUGAAUACUGUGAAUACCAAAUCCAGUCACUCUAUUUUGUCUUUCAACCAGCCCUUUCUUCUUUUACUGCUUAUCAAACAAGACAAAGAAACAGGUGGAUGAACUGAGGCACAGUUAAAUUGUAAUAUUUGCAUUAAACAACAUGAAUGACACGCAGCCUCAGCUUGGCUACAGUGGGUAAACAAGCAACAAGAUGAUUAAGCUCAUUUCAGCAGUUUACUGAGUUGUUGUGCAUGGUCAGACAAAGCCAAAGCAGGCAUUCUGUCAGUGGAUGUCACAUCAAGCUCUGUCUGUCUCAGGGGAUUGUGUGUGUGUGUGUGUGUGUGUGUGUGUGUGUGUGUGUGUGUGUGUGUGUGUGUGUGUGUGUGUGUGUGUGUGUGUGUGUGUGUGUGUGUGUGAAGCCACCUUGGGUCUAUUUCUGGAUUCUUGAAGGCUGUGUCCUGCUGCAGAGGAAAGCGGGGUUGACAGAGCUCAGGCUCAGCGCUUAUCUCCUCUUCGCAGGAGGGCUACCACAGCCCUUUUCUCCCUCUGCGUAUGACUGCAGCCUGCACAUAAACACACACACACACGCAAACACAUGCACACACACACUCACAUUGCCACAGUAGGCAGCAGUGUCAGCAGCUGAUUUUCAUGCAUUUAAAUCCCCACCCCUGUGGUCCAUGAAUUGGGAUGUGAGUGUGUUUGCGAAUGAGUGAGUUAAGGUGUGUGUGUGUGUGUGUCUUUUCAAGGGGUAAUUACACUCGGCACGGUUGACUCAGCAAGAGUCAUGACAGAAACCAAACUGGAAAUAAACAGACAGCAGAUAGGAUCCAGUAACAGUUACAUGCUCUGCUACUUUAUUAACAAAUCACACAGGCACAGUGAUGAUUACUUAUGUGGAUAUAGUAUGUAAAAAAUAAUUAUAAGCACAUAUACAGUGAACCCAUGUUGUUUUAAGCCUAAACAGGAAAAGCAGGCAGUAAUGGAUGUAGCAUACUGUAAUUUGUUAAAGGGCUCUUUAGCUAAGGUAGGGUUUGUGGAUGUGGGCAUGGUACAGUAUAUCACAAAGAACCUGUUACUGUAAAAACAAGGUUAUCUACAGUAUAAUUAGAAUGGCUGUGUUGUUAGGUACUGCAAGCUAGGUAGUCAAGAUUGAUUAAUGCUCACAUUUUGCUAUGUAACAUACUGAUAAAGGUGUUUGAGUCAAUAAUCUCAGCAAAUGUGCUGAGAAGGAUAAAAUGUUCACAGGAAAAACAACUUUCUCUUCUCCCACUGGUCUUAUUCAUGUCCUUUGUAGUUCAUUCUCAGUAACUAUCCAGUGUACAUAAUCUUAUGCAAACCAUUUACAGCUGUGUGUGAGGACUGCUGUCACUAUACUGCUACUAGUUGAUUUACAGUCUUGGGCAGAAAGAAGGGUUUUAACAAUUUAAUCCAUCUUUGAUUUGACUUGUUACAUAUCCCUUUGUGACAGUGAUUUGAUUAAAAUGACUUUGAUUCUUCUAAGCUCUACAAAUGUAAACUGAUUCAGCCAACAACAGCAACAUCACACCAAGGCAGAAGUUCAAAAACUGAAAUUUAUUUUCUAGUCCAAACUUUAGGCUCACAGUUUUAACUUGCUAAAUGUAAAUUUGCUCUCCAACUUUAGCUGUCAGCCGUUUUGCGUGAGGUACUUAGUGUACUGUUGUGCUGGGAGCGGUUGCUCGUUGUUUUACAUCAGCUGGCAGCAUUGUUGUUGGUUUUAUCAGUCUGAAAAAAAAAAACAAUGAGCUUGAAGUGGCUAAAAGCUAUGAAGAGCUACAAAGUAGGAAGUUGAUUUUUGUGGUAUCAGCAAAUACAAUCUUCUUACAUAAAAAGUCAUUAAUAUAAAAAAAUGUCUUAAUGCAUCUUUAAUGCAACCUAAAUUGAUUUUAAUCUAUUUAAACUUUUGGAAAGGGUUCUGUUAGCAAUACAUCCCCGACUCUAACAAUGUUUGAGGGUGUCCCAAUGAUUUUAAAGUCCCAUGCAGUACAUGCAUCAACCAGAGUUUUGUUUUUAUUUGGCAUUGUACUCUACUGCCCUCGAGUGGUUCAAAAUAUCCACUGUUAAACAUGUUUCCAUAAAAUGUUCAUUAACAACCCGUUAAGCCAAGACACCAAAAUACUGCAGAAUGGAUGUUAUUAGCCAUAGGGUUACUGAAUAUGCAUUUAUGUUUCUAAUGACAAAAUAUCUGCAGUAAUUAUCAAACACUUGAAACAUGAAUUUCUUCCUCUUCUGUUGUGUUCUUCACGUGACUGUUAAUUAUAUCUUCUGGAAUAGGGAUUAACAUUUUUUUAAAUAUACUGUCUUAUAUAUUCUACUCAUAGGAAGCAGUUCUUUUAUAUCUUGAUGUAAUAAAUCAGGUCAGCUCUGAUCACCUGAUUAAGAAAACUGACUGUAAUGUAAUCUUAUACAGCUAUUAUGCCCACUUUCAGGCCUUUCCCCAAUCAGUGGUGUCUAUACUAGUGUUACAUGUUUGAGAAUUUCUUUUUUCUUUUUGUGAUUGACAGAGAGCGUAGUAGAAAUGCACUUUAUUUGGAAGAAAAAUCUUUAUUUGCUGGUAUUGUUUGUAAGUUGCUUUGAAGAAAAUACACACAUAUAUAUAUAUAUAUAUAUAUAUAUAUAUAUAUACUCUGUAUACUCUGUAUACAAAUAUGGAUUCUACAAAUGAACACAAAAGUCCACGUAUAAAAACAUUCCACAUUUCGCUGUUCACUGAAAGUGUAUUUAUUUGUACCAUGGGGCAUUUUUGUUUGUGAUAGAUGUGAUUCAAAUGCAGACACCUGAAGUGCAGUAUGUGGAAUAAAAUUCUGAGAUUUGUUCCAAAACUAA
Messenger RNA from Siniperca chuatsi (mandarin fish), 10010 nucleotides. RefSeq names its product microtubule-associated serine/threonine-protein kinase 1-like. Gene Ontology annotation, molecular function: protein binding; protein serine/threonine kinase activity; magnesium ion binding. The record is from RefSeq and is a predicted model, not a curated record. Gene Ontology annotation, biological process: intracellular signal transduction; peptidyl-serine phosphorylation. The coding region runs from base 1565 to 6805 and encodes 1746 amino acids. NCBI's taxonomy places the organism in Eukaryota, Metazoa, Chordata, Actinopteri, Centrarchiformes, Sinipercidae. The transcript has 28 exons.